GGACCAACUGGACUCUGUCAGGAGGAAUGACUACUCACCUACAGACCAGGAUCUGCUGCGCUGCAGAGUUCUGACCUCGGGGAUCAUCGAGACCAGGUUUCAGGUCGACAAGGUCAACUUCCAUAUGUUUGAUGUUGGAGGACAGCGAGAUGAGCGCAGGAAGUGGAUUCAGUGCUUCAACGAUGUGACCGCCAUUAUCUUCGUGGCGGCGAGCAGCAGCUACAACAUGGUGAUCCGAGAGGACAACUCCACCAAUCGGCUGCGAGAGUCUCUGGACCUUUUCAGAUCCAUCUGGACCAACAGGUUCCUGAAGACCAUCUCAGUGAUCUUGUUCCUGAACAAACAGGAUGUUCUGGCUGAUAAGAUUCGCGGUGUAUCCAGGCUGGUUGUUUCCCGGGUGCGCUGCUUCCAGGUGGCGGCUGAUUCUGUUCCAGAUGCUGAUGAAGACCCCCAGGUGACCAGAGCCAAGUUUUUCAUCAGAGACGAAUUUCUGAGGAUUAGCACAUCGAGUGGCGAUGGGAAACAUUACUGUUAUCCUCACUUCACCUGCGCCAUCGACACGGAGAACAUCCGCCGCGUCUUCAACGACUGUCGUGACAUCAUCCAGCGCAUGCACCUGCGCCAGUACGAGCUGCUCUGAUUGGCCACUGGCGUUCCCCCCCCCCCGAGCCUGAGACACGUGACCUGAAGAGGCUAAAGCUAAUCUCUAAUCUGCUGAUAUAUUCACACUAAAUGUUGUUUGAUUAGUGAUCGAUAGGAUAGAAUGUGUCUGUUUCCUUUCUGCCUGUCCGCUGCAGGGGAUUGUGGGUUGUGUAGUUCUGUCGAUGGAAAGGAAGCAAAAGUUAGAUCACACCCAAUAAAACCUGUAGACAUCAACACAAAGCAUACUGCGCAGGCGUCAACACUUUAAAUAUUCCAAAAUCCCCAUCACCAAACCCACCAGACUCCAUGUAAAUAAUCAGGACUUUUAGCGUGUAUAGAGCCAG
Perca fluviatilis (European perch) is the source of this 986-nucleotide messenger RNA. Its product is annotated as guanine nucleotide-binding protein G(olf) subunit alpha. Bases 125 to 640 code for a protein of 171 amino acids. Lineage: Eukaryota; Metazoa; Chordata; Actinopteri; Perciformes; Percidae. Gene Ontology annotation, cellular component: heterotrimeric G-protein complex. The transcript has 7 exons. Gene Ontology annotation, molecular function: GTPase activity; G protein-coupled receptor binding; G-protein beta/gamma-subunit complex binding. The record is from RefSeq and is a predicted model, not a curated record. Gene Ontology annotation, biological process: adenylate cyclase-modulating G protein-coupled receptor signaling pathway.